This is a messenger RNA of Pedinophyceae sp. YPF-701, 1041 nucleotides long. The record is from the annotation of a GenBank genome assembly. NCBI's taxonomy places the organism in Eukaryota, Viridiplantae, Chlorophyta, Pedinophyceae.
AUGAGCGACCGCGGGGCAGACCGGCCCGCGUGGGGGCGCGACGACGAGGACGACAUCUCGAGUCGCCUGGCCGGCGCGAGCAUCUCGGAUCGGCAGGGCUCUGGGAGGCGGCAGCGCGGUGCCGGGCGGGGCCGCGGCGCGUGGCGGGAGCGGCCGGACAACACGGGGGAGGCACCAGUGACGCCUCCGCCGGGCUUGAGCGCCGCUCCCGGGCAGGCAAGCGGCUGGGACUUCGACGUCGAGAAGCCAGAGUCCGCGUCGCCGCCGGAAUCCGCCGGGAAAACGGAGCGAGCGCGCGACGCGGCGCGAGGCCGACCCCUGCACAGCACCGGCCCGCGGCGCGACGACCACGCGGCCGUUGCGGCCGGCCCGGUGCUGUCCGAUGACAUCUCGGCCGCAGGGCACGUUCUCGAGGUGUACGAUCUCACAAAAGAGGUCAAAACGGAGGACGUGGAUCUGUUUGCGACGCGGCUGCGGCCGUCCGCGAGCGUUCCUGCGCCGUACGUGGUCCGCGUGGACGACGCGCACGCGCUCGCCGUCUUCGGCUCCCCGGACGACGCCACGGAGGCCCUCGCGCGCGCCGCCUCGGGCGCGGAGGCGUCACCGAACCCCCCCCGGGGGCGCGGCAGCACCCGCGCCGCCGCCGCCGCGCGGCCCCCUGCGACGUUCUCCGUGCGGGCCGUCGCGGACAGCACCCACGCGGCGACGCUGCGCACGCCCGCGUCGCGCGUCGCCCCGGCGCGCCGGCGCCCGCAGACCAACACCGCCGUCGCGCGGCGCCUCAUCGGCGGCGCCCUGGGCAUCAACAUCAACAAGGAGAUCCGGCGGAUGGCGGAGAACUCCGAGGAUGCGGACGUCGCGCGCCGCGGACAGCGCAUGGCGGCCGAGACGCAGCGGUUCGAUGACCUCCAGCGGCAACGCGCCAAGGGGCAGAAACAGGGCGACGCGUCCGCGGGGAAGGCCGAGCCCGGAGGCGGGGCUGGCGGGCGCGUUCCGCGCGGAAGGGGCCGCGCGGCGCCGAGCGCGUGGGACGACGGAUGA